Messenger RNA from Paramuricea clavata, 19056 nucleotides. The record is from the annotation of a GenBank genome assembly. NCBI's taxonomy places the organism in Eukaryota, Metazoa, Cnidaria, Anthozoa, Malacalcyonacea, Plexauridae.
AUGCGGUCAAAUAUUUCCAUAAGUAUGUGGAACAUCAAUGGCCUUCACAGUAAGGUACUUGGUGAUAAAUCAAAAAACGAAGAUUUUAUUAAUCAAAUAAAAACAAAUGAUUUUAUAUUUUUAACUGAAACCUGGUCCAAUACUACUAUAUAUGUCCCUGGUUUCAAGGCAAUAUCCAAUGUUAUACCUCCAAAAUUAAAUCAUAGUGGUCGCUUAUCUGGAGGCAUAACUUUGUUAUUUAAUGCAAAAUUUGAAGCAUAUGUUACAGUUUUGAAAAAUUCCAAACACUUUCUCUGGUGUAAAAUCUCCAAAGAAAUACUAAAAUCAGAAAAUGAUUUUUACUUAUGUGGAAUAUACAUACCACCAGAAACAUCAAAAUACUUUGAUUCCGAAACAUUUGAUAAAUUAGAAGAAGAAAUUAUCACAUUCUCUGGGAAAGGAGAUGUGAUACUGAUUGGCGACUUUAAUGCAAGAACAGGUAAACUUGAGGACUUUAUUUCAACAGACGGAAAUAAACAUAUACAAAACCUUGUCCAAGACGAUUCAUACCAAACCAAAAGAGAAAAUUUUGAUAAUACAGUAAAUAGUCAUGGAAAACAUCUUCUUGAAAUAUGUAAAAAUUGUGAUCUCCGAAUUCUUAAUGGUAGAACCAAAGGCGAUUCCCUAGGUAAAACCACUUUUCAUAGUAAGAAUGGUAUUAGUACCAUAGACUAUGUCGUAUGUGAUAUAAAUUUACUUAAGUACAUUAAAUUUUUGUUGUUAAACCCCCAAAUUACUUCUCAGAUCAUAGCCAAAUUACCUUUUGGAUAGACAUGAAGGAUAACGCAGAUAAAAUCCUUCAAGACACACCUAACAGCAAUUUUUCAAAAAAACUACCACCCCAAUUUAUCUGGGAAAAUAUUUCUGAUAGAACUUUUACUGAAAGUCUUAGAUUGCCUGAUAUACAAAUGAAAUUUCAAAAUUUUCUAAAUAACAAUUACCCUACAAAUAAUGCAGGAGUUAAUGACUGUGUAAAUGAAUUUCAAGACAUUCUACUAGAUGCAGGAAACAAAAGCCUUAAAAUUAAGAAAGUUAGGAAAAGAUACAAAAUUAAAAAUAUAACUAACAAAAAAUGGUUUGACAAAGAAUGUCGAAUAAAAAGACAUGCCGUGAGAAAACUGGCUAACCAAAAACAUAGAGAUCCAAUAAACAUAAACCUUAGAAAUAGAUAUCAUCAUGAAUUAAAAAUCUACAAAAAUACUUUAAAACUCAAAAAAGAAGAAUUCCACAAACAAAAAAUUAUUGAACUUGAAAAAACAGCUGAAAAUGAUCCAAACUCUUUUUGGAAAGUACUUAAAACUAUGGAUGAUGAAAUGCCAAACAAUGCAACUUCAAAUACAAUCUCUGAAGAGCAAUGGUUAUCUCACUUCCAAACAUUGCAUUCAAAACAUAGUCUUAAUGAGUCGCAACACAAUGUCACAAAAACAUUAAAUAUUGAAGAAUUGAACAAAAACCAAUAUGCAAACUUAGAUCAUCCUAUUUCAGAUUUAGAAAUCAGAAAUGCUGCAAAAAAACUGAAGAAAAAUAAAUCUGCCUACUCUGAUCGCAUAAAAAAUGAAAUGAUUAAAUGUAGUACUCAUGUCUUGCUUCAAGGAUUCAUAAAACUAUUUAAUCUUAUACUUGAAGCGGGAAACUUUCCUAGUCAGUGGUGUGAAGGUUUAAUAACUCCAAUUUUCAAAUCAGACGAUCGUCUUAACUGCAAUAAUUAUCGAGGUAUAUGUAUUACAAGUUGUCUUGGUAAAUUUUUCUGUUUAAUACUCAACGAAAGACUUCAUACUUUUACCAAAGAAAAUGACACUCUUCAUCCUUCACAAAUUGGGUUCCUACCUAAUCAUAGAACAGCCGAUCAUAUACUAACCCUAAAAUCUUUAAUAGAUAAGUAUGUAAAUCAAACAACUAACGGGAAAAUAUAUGCAUGCUUUGUUGAUUUCAGAAAAGCUUUCGACUCUGUUUGGCAUGAUGGAAUGCUUUUAAAACUUCUGCGUAACAAAAUUGGGGGGAAAUUCUACAAUUUGAUUAAAAAUCUUUACUCCAACUCCCAGUGUGCCGUUAAGCAAUCGCAACAUAGAACACCUUUCUUUCCAUACUCCAGAGGCGUUCGACAAGGAUGUAUUUUAAGCCCACUACUAUUUAAUAUUUAUCUAAACGAUUUGCCCCAAUUAUUCAAUAAUUUAGCCUCUGACCCACUCAUGCUUCCUAACACAACCAAACUGAACUGCUUAUUAUAUGCAGAUGAUCUUAUCUUACUAUCAAGAUCAAAACAAGGCCUUCAAAACUGUUUAGAUCAGCUAAACAGCUGGUGUGAACAAUGGUUAAUGGAAAUAAACUUGAAAAAAACAAAAAUAAUGAUUUUUCAAAAAUCAACUAAAAAACAGCAAAUACCAGUCUUUUCUAUAGGAAACAGAAUUUUACAAAUAACACAAGAAUACACCUACCUAGGACUAAAACUUACACCUACUGGAAAAUUUACUUUAGCAAUGAAAACUAUAGCUGACAAAGCAAUACAAGCUCUGUUUGCUAUAAAGAAAAAAGUUGACUUUUCCAAUUUAAAACCAAAACUAGCAAUUAAAAUUUUUGAAAGCAUAAUAUCACCCAUUCUUCUAUAUAAUUCCGAAAUAUGGGGAGCAUUCACUUGUAUCAAUAAAGAUUUCCAUAAAUGGAACCAAACUCCAAUAGAGAAAACCCAUUUAAAAUUUUGCAAACUCUACCUAGGUAUUAAUAAAAAAGCAACUAACGUUGCAUGUAGAGGAGAAUUAGGCAAAUUCCCCCUAUUGAUAAAUAUUCAUAAAAGAAUAAUUAAAUAUAUUAUACAUAUCAACACACUUCCAGAUUCUGUCAUUGUGAAACAAGCAUUUCUACUAUCCAAAAAUCUAUAUUUGAAUAAUCAACAAAGUUUUUAUCUAAAUGUAAUGAAAAUGCUUAAAUCCUAUGACCCAUCCUUUGAAUUGAAUGAAUUAGAACCCAUCACACAAGAUCAUUUAACCAGAUAUAUUAAUAAUAUCAAAAAUAAAUACACAACAUUUUGGAAACACACACUGAUUAAUUCCUCUAAAUUAUCUUUCCUAUCCUCUUUCAAAUCAGAAUUUAAACUAGAAGAAUAGCUUAGUUCUAUAAAGAACCCGUCACAUAGAAGAUUACUAAGUAAAUUUCGAACCAGUUCCCAUAAACUACACAUUGAAUCCGGACGAUACAACAAAACUCCCCGUGAACAACGUUUAUGCGAGUACUGCGACACCAAUGAAAUAGAAGAUGAAUAUCAUUUCACACUUCAUGUAAAUAUUAUGAACAACAAAGAAAUGAUUUAACAAAUACUCUACAAAAUGACUUUAAUGUACCGAUAAAUUUCCAAACAACUGAUGACUUACUAAACAUAUUGUCAUCGAAUAAUCCCGAUUUGCUCAACAUUUUCUCAAAAUUUCUUUUCGGUUGUUUUAAGAAACGUGAUGAAUGCCUUGAAACUAGGUUACAUUCGAAGUAGUUAACUUUCUUAAAAUUUGAUAUUUAUAUAUGAUAAUUAUUAUUUCAUAAUUCAAAUCUUUGAUAUUGCAAAUAAAUAGUCAGAGAUCCUACAACAUUUGUUAUUUUGUAAAGUAAAGUAAAAUAGAUAUAAAACUUAUUAAUAUUGUUAAUCACAUUUUAUGUAAUAUAUUAUUGAAAACGUUAGCAAUACCUUGUAAAUAGGUCAUGCGAAUAAAGUAAUAAAAUAGCAAAAUAGCAAAUAUGUGCCACUUGACUUUCAUAACAACAUAAUAAAAUAGAAAAUUUUAUAUGUCCAAAAAAUUUAAUUUCUGUCCCUUAAAGGUUAAGGGUUUGGCUUAAUUCAGAGACAAUCUUGGAAAAAAUAUUUGUAGACUUUUCGAAAAAUACACCCAAAUUUGGAAACAUAUGAUGAAAAUGUGAGCAUUUUUCAAUUAAAGCAACUAUUUACUUUAAAUUACCCCUACCCCCGAAACAAUGUUGGUUCUGGUAAAGUGGAUUUGCAACACAUGUCACCUAAAUACCAACAUUGUAUGAGGGGGAAGGGGGACAAAGUUUGAAAAUUUAAGAAGUCGACUAAUUUUUUUCCAGGAUUGUACCUUACUGAAACUCAAAAAGUUUGUAAAUGCAAGUGCCAGCCAAAACACCCCCUCCCAUUGAAUAUCCUAAUAUCAACCAUAGGCUAAACAUACAAGUUAUCACACCCGACAAUGGCUUGCUAACAACAAUUAUAAUAUAGCAUUUGUAAAUUCUGAAUGCUGAUUGGCUAAGAGCCAUGUUGAUAUAACUCGAUGUCAACACGGAAAACGUUGGAAAAUUUCUUUAUAUUUCUUUAUGCUAUAUUAUAAUGUGGAAAUUGGGAAAACUCAAAAUUGUGUGAAAACAUUCCACCCUUCAGGCAUCGUGUUUCCACACAAUUUCUCGUUUUCCCAAUUUCCACUCGUGUUGAUAACUGCAUAUCAACACGGAAAAUGUUUUAUAUUUGUUAAAUAAAAUAUAAUACACCAAUCUACUGUAAGCAACAAAAAUGUCCUGACCUGCAUAACACAUUACUUCUACAAAUGUGUGUGAACACAUUUUUCUGUUUCCUUUCAUGCUUAGCAAUGGAAAAUGACACUUUUUCCCACCACCUCUCAUAAAUUUCCUUGGGGGAUCUUUCUGGAAUGACCCAAUGAGAUUGCUUACACUUGUAGUUUUCAAACAUAUAUUCACAAAAAUGAGAUUAAAAUUUGACAUGAUUUAUAAGUUUGGUUUAACCCAUUGAGUGGCAGCACACUCCCCCUGACGAGUAAAAUCAUUUGGUGUUAGACAGAGUAAAAUAAUAAAGUAGGGUGCAUUGCCACUUGAAGGGUAAAUUGACACUUAUUGUGUGGUUAUUUUGUUCAUGGAACUAAAAGUUGUAUUGAAUUGUCUGCCUCAAAGUGUAUUUUAACUUAAUUCACUGUUCUUCAAAUCCUUUCGCAAUGCCUUAGAGUUGCUUUGUUUUUCUCUAAUUUUGUAUUGAGUAAUAUAAUCUCUGGCAUAUGAGAAUGAUCUUACUUUCAAAAUAAGUUUUACAAUGUUUUCUAAACACAACUUUAGUGUGUCACCAGAUGGAUUAACUCCAGAUGAUACCACAAUAUUAUCCCACAAUGAUUUCACAAUGGGCAUGCUAAUAGUUUUAUAACAAGUCACAUCCACUGGGAUAUUUCUGAGGACUUCCUUUGAUUUGUUAACCUCUCUACGAAAGUUUAUUUCUGCCUCUUGCAAAAUUCUUAUGAGGUCAUCUGAUGGGUUGUAUUAAAACAGCUUAUUAGCAAUUCAACCAAAUAUGGUAAUUCUGACCAUAUACGUAAGGUGCGCAUGCCUCAGGCAAAAAUAUUACACCAUUGUUCUUGGCUAACAUAAACACAUGUUUGCUGCACUCCCUUCGAAGCUACAGUGUAUUUCAUUGGAAAACUUUUGCUGACGUCUUCAAUGUAAGUAUAUAUAUAUAGUAUCUGUUACAUCUAAAAAGUGAAUGUGUCUAUCUGUACGUAAAAAGGUGCCUGUCUGUUUGUUUGACACCAUCAGUGCGCCAUCAGGCAUAUCACCAUGUCGUGUUGGCAGCGCUCGUUUCUUCUUGGUCAUUGGAUAUUUAUAUAAACAUAUCGAUUUGUAAAGUCUACAAGUAUUCAUCAACGUCACCAAGGUUAGAUCUUUAUUUGUUGCAUUAAACGGUGAACUUUAAUAGUAUAGGGUUAGUCCUGCUAUGCAAAUUCAAAAUUAUUAUCAUUCAUUUAUUUAGAAAUUGACUGUUUUCACAGUCAAUGAGCAUGAAAAUAUUUGCAUAUAUAGUGGGACUAAAUCGUCGGGCUGGCCAUGUUGCUGGGGGUCAAUAGAAAUAAGGCCUCUGUUUCUUGGCCAAAGACCUACAUAUAUUUUGAAAACAAAAUUCAAUGUGCUUCUGUACCUCAAGACCAAAUAACUUCAGCAAUACACUGUUUUGUAUAUUUUCAAUAUGAAUCAGUCAAAAAGAGCAAGUAUAGCAAAAGGAUGGUUAAAGUAUGUCAUGGAUACUAAAAAGUAUACACAUACUGCAUACACAUCAUUGCUUUAAUUAACCCAUUGUGUUUCAUUGCACCUCGAUGCCCCCAACUAGCGGUCUGUGUGGUUCAAUGACUUAGUACCCUAACCCUACUUAACUCAUAACCCUAUUCGAUUGUGAAUUUUAUCCAAUUUCAUCUUUUUUUAUGUGGCUCGGACGUUUGACUUUGCCUCGGAAUUGACUCGGUUAACAGGGUGAGUUAGGUAAAAAGGGCCCACAGUAAUUGGCAUAUGCUGUUGUGGUGACCCUGCCCUAGUUGGCAAAGCUAAAUAAAUAAAUAAUUAUUUCACUCUGUCUAACACCAGAUUAUUUUACUCUGUCUAACCCCAGGUGAGAGUGCUGUCAAGGGGAGAGUGCUGGUGCUCAAUGGGUUAAUAUCGAGAUUGGGGAUGUUUAUAGGGAACCGGACAAACCAAUGAGCAAACCUGGGUCUGAGUUAGCCAAUGAAGAUGGUUUUUAUUCACACCGGCUAGCUCACUUAAGUUUUUAGUGUCAUUAUUUUUUCCCCACUGUUCAUAUGUGGAUUCACAAUGCCUACAUCAGACAAUGCUUAAGUCUGAAAUGCAAUUUAUAAUGCCUUUAAUCCAUUGAGUGGCAGCACGAUCAUGAGUAAAAUUGAUGAGUAAAUUGUCUGGUGUUACGUCUGAAAUGCAAUUUAUAAUGCCUUUAAAGGUGACCUGACAUGAAAUUUUUUAUUGCCCCAUCUGAAAGAAUCGUCAAAACUGUAAAGCGACUUCUUUUGCACAUUUUUGGCUUGUGAUUAAAUCGUUUGAAAAUCCAUAUAUGCGUUAUACUGAGGACAAUGUAAAGCAUAUGCAGUUUUGCAAAUGACAAUGUUGGAUAAAAAUACAUAAAUUAUCAAAUAUUUGAUAGCUCAUUAUGCAAACUGUGAUGUAAAUUUGUUUGCAAUAUGCAUGAGAACAAAACUGAAUUCUCUCACCAAAGAAGAAUGUAAAUGAAAAUCUGUAAAAGAUUAAGUUACUUUACAGUAUUCACUAUUCUUUCAGAUGGGACAAUAAAAAAUUUUGUGUCAGGUCACCUUUAAUCCAUUGAGUGGCAGCACGAUCAUGAGUAAAAUUGAUGAGUAAAUUGUCUGGUGUUAGCCAUAGUAAAAUAAUCUGGCAUUAGACAGAGUAAAAUAAUAAAGUAGGGCUAAUCAGGUCCCAAUGCGACUCAAUGGGUUAAUCAUAUGCAAAAAGGAGUGAAAAUUUAAUUUCAGGGGUCUAAUUAUUUGGUGAUGAAUCGGUAAAUGCCACAGAAAAACAAAACGAAUUACAUGUAUGUACAGCCUUUCGUGUUAAGAAUUCAUAUUCAUGAGUUUAUUAUGACUGCAAUUGUUUAAUUUUGUGUUAAAAGUUAAAUGAUGCAUUUGUAUUUACUAUACAUUUCCUGACCAAGCAAUUCAUAGGGUGAUGGAUAAAAGUACUAAUUUUUGGGACACCUUUUCAACACAACAGCACUAAUUUUUAACACAACAUUUACCAAUUCUGAUGCCUUGAUUUACCAUGAUUUGGAAUGCUUGAUUAAAUUAGUCCAUUUUAUUUUCAUUCCAUUAAAAUAAUGAGAGUAAUUGAUCAAAGAAGGAAGGAUUUAGUUUUGUUGCUGAGCAAAAUACACCAGUUUUGACACCUUUACUGCCUCCAGUGCCAACCUUUGUGUCCCACAGGGGCGGAUCUAGGGGUCGUCAAACCGGUCACACGACUAACGUAAAAAUUGCAAACCUCAAAGUGUUAAUUCUUCGAACAAUAGUCCAGUUAUCUUUUAUCAUGCAGCGGUACCUUAUAGCAGUCCAGUCUCUAUUAUCAUGCAGUGCUGGUAAUUAAUAUUCCAAUCGAAGUGAGUGUAGUCCAGCUUUAUAAACAGCCAGUGAGUGUAGUCACUCCAGUGGUUAAAUUUCAUGCAGUUUAUGAGCUGACGAGCUUAAUCAAGUCAAUGAGCAGCUGACAUAUGCAAAGUUGAUCAGUCAAAGUCAAAAUCCAGUGUUCUGAUUGGUCUAAACGCUUACUUCCAUGGAAACAAGCAAUUUUUCCCGAUUUUGACUGAUCUGUGGGGAGUUCUGACCGAUAUAUCAAAGUCAGGGGGUGCCCAUUAGUCAUCAUCAUCAUUAAUAUUUCACACGUGCUAUAUAAGGUCUUUAUGAGCACUCGCUCAUUCGAAGUAUUACAUUGGAGCUUUGUCGAAACUACACUCAAAAGAUUUAAGAAAUGUCUGCUACUCCUUGUAGUAUUUACGAAACCGGUUAAAUCCGCAUUUGCAGUGAACGAUUUAGCCGUCUUACAAGAUUGUUGGGCUGAUUUAUGGAAAAAUAUCGACACUAUAUCCGAGAGUUCGCUUGAGCAGUUGUUAGAUGCCAUGAGCAGCACACUCUACAGUUUGAGUCGUAAUAUUGGCGCCGAAAUCUAUAUUACAAAGAGAGUGCGAGAUCGAAAGGACAAGUCAUGUCAUAAGGUAAAUUUAUAAAAAUAUUUAUAAGCGAACAAAAGCGUGCCAUGUAUAUGUAAAUACCUAAAAUACGUGUAUCUCCGACUAUCUGGAUUAAGACUUUAUAGCUAUAAUUUACACAACAAAUUUACAUAUUUUUGCGGUUGAAGGACCAUCAUAACUCAAAAGGCUAUUAAUAUUGAGGAUAACUGAUAUAAAUGUAGUAUAUACAGGAUAUAAAAGUCAGGUUUUAUCUUUUAUCAAUGAAUUAUAUUUUUAAUUUUAGUAUAUGUCUAUUUGAGUAAUAUGACACUGUAGUGAUUGACUGUUGAGUCAUUGAAACAUUGACUAGUAACAAGGCUAUUUGUGUAGUACCAUCAUGAGUUAGUUAGACUUAUAAACAGUUAUAUGGCAUCAAUUAGUAAAUUAAACUAGCCAUUUUGCUAAUUGGCAUUGUAGGAGAAAGAUCUCUUAUAAUUUAGUUAUAAACUGAGAGUUGUGAUCAAAGUGUAUAAAAUAUAACUUAUUAUAGUAUGAUUUGUUAUAAUGUUAUCAUAAAUAUUUAAUGUUAUAUUCAAUAUAUUGCAUGUUAUUGUGUUAAUUUAGGUUGAAAUUAAGCAAUUUAAAUCUAAAUUUAAUUUAAUAUUUUGUCUAUUUUCUUAGAUAAGAAGCUUCAGGGAAUUGCACGGCUGCAAAAACGAAAAUUUGUUGCUAGUUCACAGGCAUCAACAGCAGCCAAGAAACAAAAGGUAUCUUCUUAUUCCUCUAAAAAAGCUUUGAAAAUUCCUUCUGGUAACAUUUCUAACUUUUUUAAUGUAGCAGAAAAACCUCAGGUUAUCUCCGAACAGAUUGUAAGCGAUAUUAAGGAAAGUAAGUUCUUCACUAUUAUUGCUGAUGAGGCUGCAUGCAGAUUCAUCACACAAAGAGCAAAUGGCCCUUGUUUUGCAUUUUGUUGAUAAAAUAUGGAUAUUAGAGAGGAGUUUAUUGCUUUCCUUCAGUGUAAGUGGGGAUUAAGUGAAGAGAAUCUUGCCAAACUUUUAUUGGAUGCUCUCAAUGACCUUGAUUUGCUGAUUGAGGAUUGUCGAGGACAGGCGGGUAUGAUGGUGCUGUUUCUGUUGCUGGUUGUGUAAAAGGUUUCGCUGCUCAUAUCUUAAGACUUAAUACCAAAGUUCUUUACACUCACUGCUAUAGCCACAGGCUAAAUUUGUCAAUUUGUGAUAGUUUGUCAAUUAUUGAGGUCAAGAAAAUGCUCAAGCAUGUGAAAGAAGUGACUAAUUUUAUAAAUAUUUCUCAAACUCGUAAUAUACUCGUAAUAUGCCUUUUGAGGAGACUGUUCAUAAUAGUUCUGAAACUGACUAAAAAAAAACUAGACUGCCAGAUGUUUGUCGAACUAGAUGGGUUGAACAUAUUAAGGGUCUGAGCACUUUUGAAGAUCUGUUCAUUCCUGUUUUCAACUUGCUUGAUGAUAUGACAAAUGGAAAAUACAAUCUUUCUCUUCGUACUGAGGCAUCCGAUUUGCUUUCACUUAUUUCUGAUUUUGAGUUUGUUGCAAUUAUGGUUAUUACCAGAAAUAUUUUUUACACAACUCUUCCCGCAACACAGCUUUUGCAAGGCAAGAGUAUUGACGUAAUGGAAGGUAUUGGUCUCUUCUUUGAAGACUAGUGUUGUUAAUGUAAGGAAUUCUAUUUAUAUAUAUCACGAUCAAUGGUAUGAAAUUGCUUUGGCAUUAGCUAAAAAGGUUGGUCUUGAAGAAUCUAAACCAAGGACAGUUGGAAGACAAACAACCAGAGCAAAUUAUCCAUAUAAGACUAUCUCUGAGUAUUACAAAAGAAUGACCAUCUUUUCAAUUCUUUGGAUGCAAGAUUUGACAUUGUUAAUGUUUACCUAGGGCUUAGCAUUGUGCCAACUAAGAUGUUUUCCCUCAUUUUUUUCGAGCGAGUUUCGAGAAUGUUCGAGUGAGAAACGCGACGCGUAACCUUGCGAGGGGCGCUAUCGCGACCUCUCGCUCGUUACGCAUAAUGACUCGCUCGAAUAAUUUGUUUACUGCUUUCGUGUAAUCGCGAAACGCGCUUCGCGAAUAUCAUUGAUAAAUCGCUUAUGAGCAAAAACUUCAUGGUAGCGAAAAACAUAAAGGCUAGUUAUUCAACAUACAUCUUGGCAUAUGGAAGUCUUACCUUGUUUUUUCCAAAUGAUUGGGGCACAAGAUAUGGAUUUAAGACGCUGUCUUGCUUUUACGUUUUAUAAGUAGAUGUCUCGCAGCACUGUCUGUACAUAAAUUAUUCACAGUUUCACCUUAGGCUUAGCGAAGCGUUUAAAUUCGAAAAUGGCAUGAAUCGCGGUAAUUCUUUCAAUAUUUCAAAGUCAGAUAAUUUAUAAACAAACCUUUGUAAUAGAAUGACAACAAAAAUAAAGUAUGACAAUAUCAACUACAUAAAACUAAAAUAUGACACAUGCUGUUUUACACCCGAUCAAAAUAUGCGCCUUGUCCGAAAUGAAGACAUGUUUUUUUAGUAUUAACAGAGAAGUAGCUACUACAAUAUUAUUGUCACAUACAGUAAAGCAAGUGUUACAUUUUUGCCAUUUGCAUGCCAGUUAUUUGACACGGUUUUGAAAUGCAAAUCGACCGGAUAAAAUAUUUGUUUGUUUGUUCCUGUUGGUGGGCUGUGGGAAACAUGUGAAAUGAGAGAAACUAUGCCGUUAUGGUAUGCGUAUAUUUUAAUUUGCUGUUUAAUCAAUGGGAUGAGAAGACUGGUAGCGGUUUAAAAGAAAGAAGUACAAGCAUUGGCAUGUCCGACAGCUAGCAAAUAGCCUUCUUUGUCUCUGGCGUACUAUAGGUAUGUCAUUCUUAUAUAAAAUAUUUCUGUUUUAUUUCCUGUUGAUAAAUCUAUCGCAAAUCUCGUCAGAGACAGAGUCCUCAUCUUUGCGCUUUGUUGUUGUAAAUGUUAAUAUAUACAAACUCGCCAAUUAAAAACUUAAAACAAUAAAAGGUAUGUAAAGGACGGCAAACUGCUGUUUUAAAUCGUUCACACGACAUUUACUCUUACAGUAUAUAAACGGAACACUGAAGAUGGUUCUGAAAUAAAUACAAUUAAACCUGCCAUAGUGACAUCGCAGUUCUUAAUAACGCAUUUAAAUCAUGCACUUCACGAAUACUUGAUACUCAAAAAUUUCUUCAAUUCGCAUCGCGACGACUCGAAUCGUGCUUCGUGAAACUCGAUAGGUAACACGAUUCGAGAAGCGAGACCGCUUGAUACUCGCUUGAAUGUUUCUCGCUCGAACGUGCUCGAUACUCGAUGUAUAGUUUCCGUUGGAUGGUACUGUACAUCUUUGUAUGUUUGCAUGGCGAUAACAAUGUGACAUAGAGGGUUAAUUACUGUAGGUGGUAUGCAAUGCAUACUUUCAAUAAUUACAUAUAUAUGUCUUUAUUAAUGAGAGCGGUUAUUGGCUCAGAAUUCAUCAUAGCAAGGCUCCCCCAUGCAAAAUGUAAUGACAUAAUUAUAGAGGUGUAAUAGGGGGUGUUUUAAAAUAUUUCGCACCAAAUAGAAUGGUUAAUUUGCAAUGAUACUGUAGAACUUCACUGCAUUUACUGUACUGUAUAUUAUUUGCCUAAUAUGUAGUGUUUAUCUUUGCAGGCAUAUUAGCGAUCAAAUGAUGCCAGAAGUGUUCGGUAUGCCCAGCCAGGCCAAUAUAACACCAAGCAGGCCUUCUCAACCUAAUGGUGUGUUUGAUAAUUUAGCAAACAUUUAACUUUAACAUUAUUUCAAGUGUUUUUAAAUUUUUCUAUUUGACUAUUUCUCUGUUUAACUCAAUUCAAUCCGCCAAUAUUCAUUUCCAACAUAUAUGACGGGAAGAUUAAAUAUAAAAGAACUCCGCGAGUAUUUGCAGUAGAAAUAUGAAAAUAUCACAAAAAAAAUUCUGCUUGAUCGAUACUAUAUAUUCCGAAAUAUUCGCAUAAUUUUAUUGUUUCUCGCUCAAUUUCAAGCGAAUUUCUUACCUUGAAAUGAUCAAUGCAGUGAAAUUUAUGCAAAUGACGCAUUACCAAUUUUGCUGUUGCAUUUUGACUGUUCCACCCGAUUCAAAUGCCUGUAUCUUUGCUUCUUUUCAAUGUAUAAUAAAGACAAAUGCACCAAAAGAAUCGCCAUCUUGUAUUCUAUAGCUCGGAGCAGUCUCGGGAAAUUGCAAAAUAAUCUAUGCCUAUUAUGGCAAUUCUCGUGCUCGGAAAGUGUUCGGCCAACUUCGGACGCCAAAUUCUUGGUAACGCAUUACAGUUUCCUAGUAAAAGACUGCAGAAAUCACUUCCGGAGUGUUUGUUUACCCUAGAUACGGAUUUUGAUUGGCUUAAGCAGAAAAACAAACCUUUUACAGCAAUUUUCCUGAUUAUCGCGCAUGUGUUGUAAUGUAUUGUGUUGUAAUUGUAUUGUUUGAAUCGUAUCCUCAAGACGUUCUUGGCCUUAUUUUGCAAACUGAUAGUGCUAGUAAUGACGGAAUGUCUUCGUACAAAGACAAGUAUCUCAACCUGGAAUAUUUGGGAGUCGUGUCUGGAGUUUCAAGGCAAGUAUUUUGAUCAUUUUUGGACAUUCCAUUUCAAUGUUUUGCUGUUGCCAUGGCAUUGUAAAUUGAUUUGCAUUUAGUAUAGCUUCACUAGAACGACCAAGUAUGUAAGAGUUAUAAACCGAGUAGGAGGUUUAUAACUGAUAUAUUGACCCGAGGACGCGUAGCGUCCGAGGGGCAAUAUAUCAGUUAUAAACCGACUUACUCGGUUUAUAACUAACUUAUAUCACACUUGCGGAGGUUUUCCAACAUAUUUUGUCAUUUUCAAAAAUUUUUAAUGAAAAAUUCUUGCGUUUUGUCUACAAGUUUAAUCUAAUCAUUUAUUCAAGGUCUAUAAGCUAGUUAUAAACCUCGGACGAACAAAGAAAACCGACGCAAGUGUGAUAUAAGUCCUCAUAUCGCAUUUUUGUGUUGAAACAAUCCUUCCAUACAGACAUUGACAAAUAUAAAUGGUAUUUAUUUAUAUUAUUGUCGAAAAUUUAUGGUGUUUUAGGCAUAAAAACUCUGAUUCCUAGGCAAAGUAAAAUGAGCCUUGAGCACAUGUUGGGUUGUUUGUUACAUACAUAAUAGACCAAGUGUUCAAUAUGCCCACAUACAAAUAACCCAAAGAUCAUCCCCAUAUACUAAUAAAGAAGGGUCUUGAAGUCCACCAACCUUGAGGAGAUUGAGAGGUUGAUUGCCUUUUUGUGGCUACCACAUAGCGGUAGCCAUAUAGUCAGCAAGUGCUUGAGGGGUUUGGACUGCAUUUACGUCACGGUCGGCAACCGUCGGCCGAUAUCGGCAAGUGCUCGCGACUAAAGAUGCUGUGUUUAUAUUUGUAUCUUUACGUUUUCAACUGGAUCCUAUUUCGGUUUCUAACUGGUUUCUGAAGAGGUCUUUGGUAUUAUCGUGAUAUAGAAGGUAAGAAAUAUAGUUAAAUUUUAAAGUCGAAAUGUUUCACUCAUAAAUACUGUAUGUUAUAAAUACAUGUUGUAUAUAAGUUACUAUAUUUUUAAAAAUGAAACGUGGCAAGCCAAACUGUAAGAUAGUUGGGAUUUAAAGGCUAAUAUUCGGUAUAAAUUAAAGUAGUAUAUUUAAACGAUACAAAAAAGUUGAGAAAACGGAAAAUUCUAACGUAAGUAAUGUAAACUUUUUCAUGUGUUUCUCACAUCACGUGUGCUCUCGUGUCUCUACAAACAAUACGUUUCUAGAACUUUAUACAGUUGUAUGUCAACUGUCUUCCUUUCCUCUUCAAGACUUUAAACUAGCUAUGUGCCUCCUCUUUUGCUGUAAGUCUCCCAUGUAUUUUAAUUCCAUGCAAAACUUUAAAUAGGCACAACUAAAUCGAAACUUAUCGCUUUUAUCUUACUUUUCGGCGAUUUUGCACUUCAGUUUUGACCUUGAGCUUUUCGCCGUCGCUGUCUGCAUAUUUAUAUACCAAACUCAAAUAGAUUUAUUGUACUGCGAAUUUGUUCCGCGAUAGAAUUAUUACGACUCAAAUUAAAUUGUUACAUGAAAUCAGACUUUAAUCUUCGUAUAGGAAAGGUUUAUACAGUUUGGGUCGAGGUUUGGGUUCAAAUUUAUGGCAUUUCAUUUCGUUUAAUAUUUAUUUAUAUUGUUACAUGUUAUUGUACAUUUAAAACUAUUAAAUAGCAACUAUUUAAAAAUAGUUGUGUACAAUUCAACACGUACAGUUUCAGUCAAAUCCGUAAAAGUACGUUUAACAUUCUAGUAGCGAAAUACAAACAUGAUUUCCGGACUAAUCAGUGUUUAAAAAGUCUAAAAGCCCAGGGUACAGUCCGUUACCGGAUGUAACAAAGCCUUUGUUUACAUUUCGGUAUUCAAAAUACUGUAUUGAACUUUAUUCGACAACUAUUUAUAUUUUAUUUAUUUAUUUAUUAUAUUUAUUAUUUUUAUGCUUCUACAGUAUAUAAAUGAUCUAGAUACAACAAUCAAGCUUUCAAGAACACAAAAUGAAAUAAAAACCAAAUGAAAGUGUUUAUAUCACGGCAGGAGACUCCUAUGUGUGCUUGCUCAGACCGGACUGUACAGCAGCAGUACUAUAUUGGCGGGAAAUGAAAAUUUUUCAUCUUUGUUUUAACCGUUUGUUCUUUGUUUUAGGUGUUACUUAAAGAGGCUGUCAAGUCCGUAAUGUAAACAAACGCUUUAUUUACAUUUUGAACUCAGUGCUACAGUUGUAAAAUAUGAUUAGAUGUAUAUUAUACUAAAUUUUUAACAUUUUCUGGUUCGCUAUGCUUGUAAAUGAAUGCAGAUUAGAGAUUCAAUUCAAGAAAGUUCAAAAUAUACAAAAUAUUAAUAACAUUCCAACGGUCGGUUCCUGACCAUUGGAAUGUAAGCCUGCGCAGAACGUAUGAGCAAAACGGAACAAGGAUACACGAUACUGAAACGAAAGUUUGCGCAGAUCGCUGCCAGCAGUCUGACUGAGCGUAACAAGUGUUAAUUACAUGAACACCACAAAGGAACGAAAGUUUAGAGUGUAACACGUGUUACACUCAACUUCUGGAGCGGUCAAGAGAACUGAGAAAUUUAAAGCUAUCUUGAACUUACAUAUAAAAAAUAUAAAAGUAUUCUGAUAGUUAUAUUCAUGAUCAUAAUACAGAAUAAAUACAGGGAUCGUCUAUUACGCAGCACUAAAAGCGGUAGCCACAUGCACGCUUAGCGCGCCUAUUUUUAGUAUAUGCAGGUUUGGUAAAGGUCGACAGUGAGAUUGAAAAUUAUUGGAAUGUAAAAACCUUAUAUCAUGGUCUGUGGACAAUAGAAAUAAUUUUUCGGUUUAGGUACAAAGCGCUGUAAAGCAAAGUUUCUGAAUAUGGUAGAUCCUGUCACCGAAGACUACAGCAAUAAACUACAACAACUGUACCAGCCAUCACAGAAAAUUGCUGUUGACGAACACAUUGUCAAAUCAAGGAAUAGGUUGAGGAUUAGGCAGUUCAUGAAAGAUGGCCUAUGUGGGAGAUAAAUCUGUGAGUUACUGGAGACAGUCCUAAUGGUUAUAUUGUGACUUUGAGAUUUAUACAGGAGCAAGUCCAGAGAUUCAUUGUAGGAUGGAUUUGGGUAUGACGUGGUGAUGUGAUAUAAGUUUGGUUACAAUCUUAGGUCUUUUGCUGUCCAAUAUAUAUUUUGUGCAAAAAAGGAAAUAUUUUCACCACAUAAUCCAAUUGUGUGCCUUGGCAAACAUUACUGCCUUGGUAAAUAUUACUUUUUUUAUAACUACUAAUGAUGAUGCCAGCCCAACAACACUUGGUCAUGCUAUAUGCAAAUAUUUUCAUGUUCUAGAUUGUGAAAACAAUCAAUUUCUAAAGAAAUGAGUAAUGAUUAUUUAAAAUUUGAUUAGCAUGACCAAAUUUUCAGGCUGGUUAUGGCACAGAUAACUAUAAGUUAAUGGUGUACUGAUUAUCUAAGAAUGUAUAUAGUAACCGUAGAAAUAAAGACAUUUUGCAAAUAGUGAUUUGAGUGUUCUUUUGUGGGUAUCACAGACUUAUUUCGGUGCCAUACUAUCCUUGGAGUGUAAGAAAUAUUAGAAAUUUGUAUUGACAGUAUGUUGCAGCAAUAAAAAAAGACCUUUGAUAAGGGUAUUUUGUUUCAUGUGAGAACAAAAUGUAAAUUUCACUCAACUACAUAGUUUAUUCAAAAAUUCAAUAAAAAUAUUUCUAUUUAUGCUACAUGCAUGAAACUUCAGGUACUUGUAGACCACAACCGUGUCUUUCAGUUACAUUCAUAAAAUUUUUGACAUAUUUGAAAUUUGAACCGGUAGAUACAUUUAUGCAUAAUUGCAACAUUUUUUUAUAUCAUAAUUUAUGCAAAUUUAUGCAAGUAAAUCGUUAACCAAGCUCCGGAUGAAAUUGAAAUUGGUAUCGUUGGAAAGCGGAAGUCCUCCUCUUUCGAACGAUGCAAUUUCUGUUUUCGUACGAUGUAUAGUUUGAAAGAUAUAUGCGUUUAAAACAACACCACUCGAAAUUGCUACUUUUUGACCGGAUGAGAAUGAGUUAAAGAAAUGUUUCCCUUAAAAGCAAUAUAUGUGGUUGCUUUUUAACCAUGAUGGAGCUACUGUAUGUCAUAUUCUUCAUUCAGAUACAUGUACAUGGAUUAUUAAUAUGCACUUGUUCUAUGACAGACAUGCGUUAUCAGAUUAAGAAUAACUGAUUGCUGUACUUAUUUAAAGUCAUAUAACACCGAAUUAAAUUAUCGUAAUUUAAUUGACUAUUUAUGACACAUAUUAAAUAAAAAUUUCCAUUUUACGGACCGUGCAAGGUACUGUUCCAAUUAGCCACUUUUCAAAAACUACAGGGCCUGGGAAGUAGAAGCUGUGUGUGUGUACUGUGUAGUUGUGUGACAUUCUGUUACAGGGCAAAUAAAUGUAUUAUUUUAAGCAUACUUAAAUAUGAUAUUACACUUUCCAAGUUCGCCUUGAAACACUGAAAAUAUUUGCAAAGUGUCUCCCGAAAACAGUCCCACAAAUGAAUUGCGUGCUACUGCAGUUUUUGAAAGUCGUAUUCAAUAAAUAACAAUAAUUUAUUGUGUUUUCUGUGUCAUAUAUAAAACAAAUAGUAGAUGAUUUCAUUAGUGCAAUGGAAAGAAUAUUUUCAGUGGGUAAAAAGUGGACUGUUCCAUUCAAUUCGGAUUUGCCUCGUUAAAUGGAAAUCUUUCACCUCAUGAAUAUAUUCUUACCAUUGAACUCAUGAACCUUAAUUAAUUGUAUACUAGCACAUGUCUUAGGCCCGGUUUAGACGCCGUGCUUUUCAUGAGCCGAACUUAAUACAAUGAAUUAAGCACAUGAGAAGCACGGCGUCUAAAUCAAUUAAGCACUGCACUUAAUAUUAAGCACGGCUAAAUUAAUAAGUUCGCCUGGUUCAGGCGUGCUACACGGCUGAAGCACAUGUUGAUUUGUACUGCCGUGCUUUACAUGAGCCGUACCAAAUGCAUAAAUUAUGAUAAAAUAGAACAUUUAUAGUACACGUGCGUUGAUUGGUCGAGAAGCGUGUUUCUAUGCAGGAAAUUUCCCGCCUAAACUUACAAUCGUAAACAAAACAAUUAAGAAUUGUUUAAUACAGUCAAAAUACAAAAACCUUCCCACUUCCACUUCUGGCUUGUUUUGUAUUUCUGUAUUAAAUUUGUUCUAUUUUUUCUGUAGUGAUUUAAUACCGCUUUAUCGGCAAAUAUCGAUUAUUACGCAAUGAGAAUUUGUAAAUGUAUCGAGUCUACUACAAAUCUUUGUUUAGUUAUAUUAAGAAAUAAAUAUAAAGCAUUUAUUAUGUAUGACCCAUACAGUUAUAGAAACACUUGUAGUAGUUUGGGAGAACUCGAAUAACGUGGAAAAACUCGCCGUAAGCCUAUAUAGGUCUCGUUUUCCCACACAUUAUAUCCAGGCAUUAUAUCCCUAUUAAAUCCCUGUAUCCCUUAAAAUGUCCCCUAACCAGCAGACAACAUCUGUGGAUUCUUACAUGAAACAGUGAUAGAAGUCACAACAGACAUUGAAAGUCAGGAGAUGAGAAGGUGUCAAAAUGAAGUUAUUGGCUAUGCAGAACAUCCACGUGCAGGGGGCACUGAUGACCUGGAGACAUUUUUUGGCUUAACACAUUGAUAUGUUGGCAAUGUGUACACCCCUCAAACAAUUUAAGGAAUUGUGGCCACAAAUUGUUCAGUAAAAAAUUAUUUUUGGAUCUGUAUCAUUAAGUUUAUGUAAAUGAUUUACUGUAGUGUGUCUAAUUGACACAAUUAUUAUCUUCUCAGACCUCCCAUUCUAUUAUUUCACACUAAAUGAAAGGCUCCGUGAUGAGGAGAUGCCAUCAUUUGAUUUAAUGCCAGAAGAUAAAAGGGAAAAUGAUGAUGAUGUACAACACCACCCUCUACGUCUUCAUCAAUGUGAGGAUAAUUCCAUCAUGGUGCCUGGAAGGGCAAUGUUACCUGUGAGAAACAAUGCGAGUAUAAGACAGUGUCUCCACAAGCCUGAGAUGGGUUUGCCUCCAGUGCCAAUGCACCUGGCAUUUGAAGACAAAACUUAA